Linum trigynum is the source of this 3048-nucleotide messenger RNA. The record is from the annotation of a GenBank genome assembly. NCBI's taxonomy places the organism in Eukaryota, Viridiplantae, Streptophyta, Magnoliopsida, Malpighiales, Linaceae.
AUGGCAGGCCUCUUCGUCUGCUCUUGCCACGCGUCCACCGCCGAUAUGACCCGAUUCUCCCCUCCGGCCAUCGGAGGCUGCUUUCUCUCCCCUCCUCCUACGGCUACUUCGAAUGCGAUGCUGCUGCAUAAAGGAGAUGCUGGUGGCGGGUACCUGCCGGGUAUUGGGUCGUCGGAGAUACGGAGGAAGCGGCGGGUUAAGCGGAGGCGGCAGCUCAAGUUCGUUGUCUCCGCGGAGGUUUCUAAGUCCUUCUCCUUGAAUUUGGGGUUCCAAGACUCUCAGAAGCACUACCAGCCUCAUGACUUGUCACAGUCACCUUGGAUUGGUCCGAUUCCGGGGGAUAUUGCUGAAGUUGAGGCAUAUUGCAGAAUUUUCAGAGCAGCUGAACGACUUCAUACUGCAUUGAUGGACACAUUAUGCAAUCCAGUGACUGGGGAAUGUAGUGCUCCAUACAAUUUCCCCGCAGAGGAAAAACCUAUGUUGGAAGAUAAAAUUGUAUCCGUCCUUGGAGCUGUUCUAUCGCUUCUUAACAAAGGAAGGGAAGAUGUUCUUUCUGGACGGUCCUCGGCCAUGAGUUCUUUUCGUAUCUCAGACGUGAGCACGAUGGAGGAUAAGCUUCCACCGCUUGCUAUUUUCAGGAGUGAGAUGAAAAGAUGUUGCGAAAGUCUGCAUGUUGCUCUUGAAAACUACUUGACACCUGAUGGUGAUCGAAGCCCGGAGGUGUGGAGGAAGCUGCAAAGGUUGAAGAACGUUUGCUACGAUUCUGGCUUCCCUCGUUCCGAUACAUAUCCUUGUCAUACAGUGUUUGCAAAUUGGAAUGCUGUUUAUUCAUCAACUUCAAAAGAAGAAAUAGCAACAGAGACUUCUGAGGUACAAUUUUGGAUGGGUGGGCAGGUUUCAGAGGAGGCCUUGAAUUGGUUGUUAGAAAAGGGAUUUAAGACUAUUGUAGAUCUUAGAGCAGAAACCAUAAAGGACAACUUUUAUGAAGCAGCCAUAGAUGAUGCUAUUUUGGCUGGGAAGGUAGAACUAAUUCGAAUUCCCAUUGAGGUUGGGACUGCACCUUCAGCAGAGCAGGUUGAAAUGUUUGCCUCGCUGGUUUCUGAUUUCAGCAAAAAGCCGAUAUACCUUCAUAGUAAAGAGGGAGUGCAGAGAACAUCUGCGAUGGUGUCCAGGUGGAGACAGUACAUGACUCGAAAGCCAUCUCAAUUCACCACUCCUAGUGGUAUGGUGGUACCGGAUGCAGGUGAAAUGGGAGAAAAGGCGCUCCUAAACCAGGAAAAUGGAUCACCUACACAGGCUCUGCAUGAGAUUUACUCUUCCAAUGGAUUAUCUCAUGGUGAAGCUGACUCUUCACUUAUAGAUGCGAAAGGCCAGAGCAUCAAUGGUACACUGAACGGUCUGGAUUUUGCUCAUGUAUCUUCGGAAACCAUUGAUAAAGAGGUAGGAUCCUUAUCAGAUGCUGGUUGGGUAGCUGACCCUCUAAACUCUCAGUUACCUCCUUGCGAUGUCUUCUCCAAGGCAGUGAUGUCAAGUUUCAUGAAGAGUAAAAAGGUCUCACCUUCCGCUUUCUCACAGCAUCAAUCCACAAAGGUUAAGAAGUUUACUGUUUUGAGAGACGGAAAAAUUGGGAAACAAAUUCAUGAGAUACCAGAGCUUUUCGAGAGAACAAAUGGAUUGGGAACUAGUAGGAGCUCAUCCCCAGGCUCUCAGAGAUCACUUGUUGUUGAGAAGCACCUGAAUAGUAGCAAUGGUCAACCUUUUGUGGGUGCUGAUGUGAAUGCUUUCAAUGCCCAUGAGAGGCAUUCCAUUUUGCAAAAUGGUGUCUCUACUAGUGUAAAUAAAAGCUUAAGUGAGCAUGUUAGAUGUAAUUCUGUUAAAUAUGAUUUGGAGAGCACAGAUGUAGGCCAUUCGUCAAGCUCCAGUGAUGAUGAGAUGGGCUCAUUGGGAGGAGACAUGUGUGCUUCUGCGACUGGUGUGGUAAGGAUACAGUCUAGGAAAAAAGCAGAGAUGUUCCUGGUACGCACAGAUGGAUUUUCCUGUACAAGGGAAAAAGUUACUGAAUCUAGCUUGGCAUUUACUCACCCAAGUACCCAGCAGCAGAUGCUCAUGUGGAAAACUCCACCCAAGACGGUAUUGUUAUUGAAGAAGCUGGGACAAGAACUCAUGGAAGAAGCCAAAGAGGUGGCUUCUUACUUAUAUCACCAAGAAAAUAUGAAUGUCAUCGUGGAACCGGAUGUUCACGAUAUAUUUGCUCGAAUGCCAGGUUUUGGCUUCAUUCAAACCUUUUAUAGUCAAGAUACAAGUGAUCUUCACGAGAGGAUUGAUUUUGUGGCAUGCUUGGGAGGUGAUGGCGUUAUACUUCAUGCAUCUAAUUUGUUCAGAGAUGCUGUUCCUCCUGUUGUGUCAUUUAAUCUUGGAUCGCUUGGUUUUCUCACUUCUCAUAGUUUUGGAGACUACAGGAAGGACCUAAGAAAGCUGAUCCACGUGAACAACACGGUUGGUGUGUAUAUAACUCUCCGGAUGCGUCUAAGGUGUGAAAUCUUUCGCAAGGGACAAGCAGUCCCUGGGAAAGUAGUUGAUGUCCUGAAUGAGGUGGUUGUUGAUCGGGGUUCAAAUCCAUACCUUUCAAAGAUUGAAUGCUAUGAACAUGACCGACUUAUAACCAAGGUGCAAGGUGAUGGAGUAAUUGUGGCAACUCCUACUGGCAGCACUGCUUACUCUACUGCAGCUGGAGGGUCCAUGGUGCACCCAAAUGUUCCUUGUAUGCUCUUUACUCCAAUUUGCCCUCACUCCCUCUCCUUCAGGCCAGUCAUACUUCCAGAUUCCGCGAGGCUCGAGUUGAAGAUUCCUGAGGAUGCUCGAAGCAAUGCGUGGGUUUCAUUCGACGGGAAGAGAAGGCAGCAACUAUCGAGAGGAGAUUCGGUCAAGAUAUCGAUGAGCCAGCACCCACUUCCUACUGUUAACAAGUACGACCAAACCGGUGACUGGUUUCACAGCUUGAUUCGCUGUCUCAACUGGAACGAAAGGCAAGAUCAGAAAGCCCUGUGA